Messenger RNA from Durusdinium trenchii, 1773 nucleotides. NCBI's taxonomy places the organism in Eukaryota, Dinophyceae, Suessiales, Symbiodiniaceae. The record is from the annotation of a GenBank genome assembly.
CAAGAUCAAGAAACGACAUUGCGCAAUUGCCCAUUGAGCCAUGCCAAAGUACAGCGAGAUUUCGCCUCAGGACACGGUUCAGAACGGGGGGGCAGAGGUUCCGCAAAAUAGAGGCUGCAGUAUUUGGCCUCAAUAGCUUCCCCAUGCAGGAUUUGAAAAGUCAAUCGGCAAGAUAGGUGACCUGGACACACUGAAAUACAAAUCAGCAGUUUUGCUUGGGAGAUUGAAGGCUCCGAAGCUGAUGAGACACUUGAUGACUACCCUUUUCACAUCGAUUCUGUUUGGACGAACGGAUCAAUUGCUGAUGUGCACACGUUGACCAUGAAGUAAAAGCGGGACUCGGGACUCUGUCUUCUGCCUACUUGGACAGUAUUUUGGGUAAAAGCGGCAGACGAACGGUUUUUCACGUCCGUCGUGUUGUUCGGAACCAGUUCAGCUCUUUUGAAUUUGGCACAAGCAGAAGCGCUCCGGGAUGUUUGUGACGCCAUCAAACGUUCUGUAGCUGCCGAUGAGAACUAACGUGGACAGAAACGCUGCCAGUACCGUUUUACGUUCGACUUGACUCACUGAAGUGUUAUUAUGGCUCAUUCUCACACAAGCUUGCCACUGUUGUCUUAGGGCGAUAGCCCUCCAGAUCACAAGACGAUCGACAAGUCUGACGUUCCUACUUGGUGCGCGCAUCCUUUGAAAACGCCCUCGUCACAGCCAAAUAUGUUGCUUUUUCCUGGAGAGAUGACCCACCAUGCUGGGAUGCUGGCGGCCUGUCAGCAGCUGCCCUUGGUGCAGGAGAUGAUGGAACUUGCAACGGAAGCCUUUGACUUUGAUGUACAACGGGUCUUCGAGGAGUGUGCGCCGGAAGACUUUGCAAACAGGACAGACAGAAGUCAGAUGCUGGCGUAUGUUGCUGACUGUGCUGCCUAUGAGCUGUUUCGACAACAGCAACCAGAGGCAGCAGGCAAUCCUCGCGCAGUUGCCGGCUUUUCGGUCGGUGAGAUCGCUGCAUUGGUUGCUGCUGGCAUCAUAUCCUAUGACCAAGGUCUCACAAUUGUCAAGGCACGUGCAGAAGCCAUGCAGCGGUGGGUAGAUGAAGAAGAGAUGGCCGCCCUGGCAGUUUUCGGCAUGGAGGAGGACCAGCUCAAUCAUUUAUGUGCUCGGGUGGAUCCAGAGGGUAAACCUGCACAGAAGGUAUUCAUUUCGCAUUGCUGGGGACGCAAGGGCUUUGUAUGCUCGGGUGCUUCAGCGGCUGUGGAACUUCUGGAAGUCCUGGUUGAGAACGAGGCUCAACAGGAGGUCGUAUACAAGCAGCGACUGGAAUUUCGCUUGGACGCAGGACAUACUCCGCUUGCAACAGCAGUGGCAGCUGAGGUGGAGGAAGUGAUAAAGAGCAUUCAAAUGAAUCCACCGCAAUGUGAGGUCUAUUUCAAUUGCGGCUUUCGAGUUGCUGCUGGGGAGGAUCCUUCAGUCUUUGCACCCUAUUUGAUCCAGCAGCUGCUCAUGCCCUUGCGUUGGGAUGUGACCAUCCGAAACAGCUUGCAGCGCGGGAUUCGACGCUUCUUUGAGUGUGGGCCAGGGCAAAGCCUCAAGGACUUGAUGAUCUUCAAUAGCUUCACGGCGUCGCCUUCUCAGACCAUCAGGCCUGCUGAGUUGACCACACUUGUGCAGUGCUGAUGCCUUUGAAAGCCGGAAAGCCGUGCAUGAUAAAAUCGCGCGCGCGCGCGCUCGCUCGCUCGCUCUCUCGCUCUCUCGCUCUCUCUCUCUCUCUCUCUCUUUCUC